AUGUUUUAUAAUUAUUUCAACAAUUACUACACAUUUCAACACAUAUUUUCAUUACUAUUGAUAAUAAUUUAUAUUUGUAAACAUGUUUAUAGUGACGUCCCAUUUGACGGACCUACCACUCAGCAAGGCAAAUAUAUUGAGGACAGGCAUAACAAAUGGUUGGCACUGACACCUGAGCAACGAAAAGAUCCCGAAAUAUUAGCUAAACUUUGCGGACCAUAUAAUCGUAGCAUUGAAUGUACGUCCGUUAUAGCACCGGCAGUCAGUGAACAAAUUAAUUGCGACACUAUAUGCUGUAAUCAGGGAUUUCUAACCGGGUUUUGUACGUCUGCACUCGAGGAACAUGUUGUUAUACUGAGACCCCUGUCCCCGGAUUGGCAUUACGCCGGUCACACACAUCCCAUCAGAUUGUCGGCUAUUUGUGAAUGUACUGACAGUUGGGCUGACGCCUCGUGUGGUACCGACGGGUCAUUUAUGGGAAUACGAUGUCCCGACCGGAGUGCCUGUAAACGGCACUGUUGUCGCAAUAAGUUUAAUACCAGUGACUGUAUUGGAGUGCAUCGAUUGCAUUGUGAUUGUAGUAAUAAAUAA
Messenger RNA from Oppia nitens, 591 nucleotides. RefSeq lists its product as uncharacterized. The coding region runs from base 1 to 591 and encodes 196 amino acids. The record is from RefSeq and is a predicted model, not a curated record. Lineage: Eukaryota; Metazoa; Arthropoda; Arachnida; Sarcoptiformes; Oppiidae. The transcript has 3 exons.